Messenger RNA from Carica papaya (papaya), 2197 nucleotides. NCBI's taxonomy places the organism in Eukaryota, Viridiplantae, Streptophyta, Magnoliopsida, Brassicales, Caricaceae. The record is from RefSeq and is a predicted model, not a curated record.
UUCUUCUUCUUCGCAAUUCUAUUCAAAUAUACCAGUCAGAGAGCGACUCUGGAGUUUGACAUACCUCGAGAAAAAGGAAAAAACAGAUCAACAGUUUCAGCUUCCUCAACAUAACCUCCACGUCUCUCUCUAACUCCAAUCUAUCAACACUACGUGUUCAUUAAAGCCGACUGGUUGUUUUUUUAGUUGUAUCAACCAUCCUAAACCCAACAAAUCCUGUUCUUCUUUUCUUUUUCGUUAUAAAAAAUAUAUAUUUAGAUCCGUCUAGUUUUCUCAUUGGUCAGUCUUCUGUUUCGGAUAUAUACCCACUUCCCCUCGUCCCUGACGGCUCCGUCACAAUCAGCCAUUUGGAAUUACUCUUUCUUCUUUCUACAACUCCUUAACUAAAACUACCUACCAUGAGUACAGAAUCCAGUAAUGUAGCAGGAGUUACAAUCCCGCGGCAAUCCAGGAGGCUGCCGGAUUUCUUGCAGAGUGUCAAUUUAAAGUAUGUCAAAUUGGGUUACCACUACCUCAUAACCCAUCUCUUGACCCUCUGCUUGGUCCCUUUAACGGCUGUCAUUAUCGCUGAAGCAUCACAAAUGAACCCGGAUGAUCUUCACCAACUCUGGCUCCAUCUCCAAUAUAAUCUGGUCAGCGUCAUCGUCUGCGCCGUUUUUCUCGUAUUCGGAUCCACGGUCUACAUCAUGACCCGGCCCAGAUCCGUUUAUUUGGUUGACUAUUCAUGCUAUCGCCCUCCAUCUCAUUUACAAGUAAAGUUCCACCAGUUUAUGGAGCAUUCGACGCUCACCGGAGAUUUCGAUGAAUCGUCUCUUGAGUUUCAGCGAAAGAUAUUGGAGCGUUCUGGGCUUGGAGAAGAGACUUACGUGCCGGAGGCUAUGCAUUAUAUCCCGCCAAGGCCGUCAAUGGCGGCGGCGAGAGAGGAGGCGGAGCAGGUGAUGUUUGGUGCAUUGGAUAAUCUGUUUGCUAAUACUAAUGUGAAGCCUAAAGACAUUGGCAUCCUAGUGGUGAACUGUAGCUUAUUUAAUCCAACGCCAUCACUUUCGGCUAUGAUUGUUAACAAGUAUAAGUUGAGAGGGAACAUCAGAAGCUUUAAUCUUGGGGGGAUGGGAUGCAGUGCUGGAGUUAUAGCGAUUGAUCUUGCGAAAGAUAUGCUGCAGGUUCAUAGGAAUACGUAUGCUGUUGUUGUUAGUACAGAGAACAUAACACAAAAUUGGUACUUUGGUAACAAGAAGUCCAUGUUAAUACCAAAUUGCUUGUUUAGAGUAGGGGGAGCCGCAGCUUUGUUGUCUAAUAAAUCUGGGGAUAGGUGGAGGGCCAAGUAUAAGCUUGUACAUGUAGUGAGGACCCAUCGCGGGGCGGAUGAUAAGGCAUUUAGAUGUGUACAUCAGGAGCAGGAUGAUAAUGGGAAAACCGGCGUUUCCUUGUCCAAGGAUUUGAUGGCGAUUGCUGGUGGGGCGCUUAAGACUAAUAUUACAACUUUGGGUCCUCUUGUUCUUCCAAUAAGCGAACAGCUUCUCUUUUUUCUCACUUUGGUGGCCAAGAAGUUUUUUAGUGCCAACAUCAAGCCUUAUAUCCCUGAUUUCAAGCUGGCUUUCAAUCAUUUCUGCAUUCAUGCUGGGGGCAGGGCUGUGAUUGAUGAGCUUGAGAAGAACUUGCAGCUUCUACCCAUACAUGUUGAGGCAUCUCGGAUGACUCUGCAUCGUUUUGGUAACACUUCUUCAAGCUCUAUCUGGUACGAACUGGCUUACACAGAGGCAAAGGGGAGGAUGCGGAAGGGUAACCGCGUUUGGCAGAUUGCUUUUGGAAGUGGCUUCAAGUGUAACAGUGCUGUUUGGGAAGCUCUCCGCAAUGUAAAGCCUUCUUCUAACAGCCCAUGGGAAGAUUGUAUCCACAGGUAUCCUGUGCAGAUUGCUGUGUAGUUUAAUAUAUUAGAAAAGGUAAAAGAACACAUUAACUAGGCAAUGGUGAUGGUGUAUCGUUGUUAUGGUAUCUUGUUCUUUUGUUCCUAUAAUUUGUUGAUUUGUGUUGGAAAUCUCAUGUCUUUCGUGUCUGGCCCUCAAACUGUGUGGAAUAGCAUAAAUGCUUGAAGCGUGCUUCAUGUACUCCUCUGCUUUAUAGCUCUUAUGUAUAAUCAAUCCAGGUGGUUGUAUCCCAUUAUGGUGUCUGCAAUCUUCAAUUGUGCAUAUAAAAUUUA